Hordeum vulgare subsp. vulgare (domesticated barley) is the source of this 2251-nucleotide messenger RNA. RefSeq names its product probable pectate lyase 8. The transcript has 7 exons. The record is from RefSeq and is a predicted model, not a curated record. The coding region runs from base 332 to 1765 and encodes 477 amino acids. Lineage: Eukaryota; Viridiplantae; Streptophyta; Magnoliopsida; Poales; Poaceae. Gene Ontology annotation, molecular function: pectate lyase activity.
CCCAACCGAUCAGUUAGCGGGAGAUACUUCCAACCACCAAAAAAGCGCGCCACCCCCCAGCGAUCCUACGCAUUUCCGCAGAGGCCCUCAUGCGGGCCGGACCAGGGACCUUUCCGCGAACAAACAGAUCUCCAAGGGGCAAUGCGGCGAGUGCUGCUCCUCUGAGCCCAGGCGAGGGAGGGGGCCGGGGUAUAAAUCGGUGCCGCUCCCGGAGCCCCUCUUCUCCGCCCUCGCUCCCCAAAUUUCCUUCCCCUUUCCGCUUUCCCUCCGCCGCGCCCGGGCUGCUUUCAGAGCGCGAGAGCGGGAGUGGAGCGCGCUGGCGGCCAAGGCAAUGGCGGACCAAGCGGCAGCCAGGAGGAGGCGGGCCGCGCUGGCGCUGGCGGGGGCGGUCUCCCUGCUCCUCCUCGUCGUCGUCGCCCUCUCCGGCGGCGCCGACCUUGCGGGCAUCUCCGGCGGCAAGCCCAGGUCUGGCGGCACGGCCGCGUCGACGGCCAAGGUGGUGGUGACCGCGGCGGCGAGCGGCGCGAGGCGGUGGCUCCGGGACUCCACGUCACGGCUCGCGGCGACGGCGACGGCGAGGAGCGAACGUACCGACGGUUCCGCGGCGGUGGCAGGAGCGGUGGAUGACCCGGAAACGGUGGUCUCGCAAGUGCACAUGUCGAUCAGGAACAGCACCGCCCGGAGGAACCUGGGGUACCUGUCGUGCGGCACGGGGAACCCCAUCGACGACUGCUGGCGCUGCGACUCGGACUGGCACAACAACCGGCAGCGCCUCGCCGACUGCGGCAUCGGCUUCGGCCGCAACGCCAUCGGCGGCCGCGACGGCAAGAUCUACGUGGUCACCGACGCGGGCGACGACGACCCCGUGAACCCCAAGAAGGGCACCCUGCGCUACGCCGUCAUCCAGGACGAGCCGCUGUGGAUCAUCUUCAAGCGCGACAUGGUCAUCACCCUCAGCCAGGAGCUCAUCAUGAACAGCUUCAAGACCAUCGACGGCCGCGGCGCCAACGUGCACAUCGCCAACGGCGCCUGCAUCACCAUCCAGUACGUCACCAACGUCAUCAUCCACGGCCUCCACAUCCACGACUGCCGCCCCACCGGCAACGCCAUGGUGCGCAGCUCCCCCAGCCACUACGGGUGGCGCACCAUCGCCGACGGCGACGCCGUCUCCAUCUUCGGCGCCAGCCACGUCUGGGUCGACCACUGCUCCCUCUCCAACUGCGCCGACGGCCUCAUCGACGCCAUCAUGGGUUCCACCGCCAUCACUGUGUCCAACAACUACUUCACCCACCACAAUGAGGUGAUGCUCCUGGGUCACAGUGACUCCUACCUCAAGGACAAGGCAAUGCAGGUCACCAUAGCUUUCAACCAUUUCGGGGAAGGGCUCAUCCAGAGGAUGCCAAGGUGCAGGCAUGGUUACUUCCAUGUGGUGAACAAUGACUACACUCACUGGGAGAUGUACGCCAUCGGAGGAAGCGCCGAGCCGACCAUCAACAGCCAGGGGAACCGCUACCUCGCGCCAACCAACCCUUUUGCCAAGGAGGUUACAAAGAGAGUCGAGACCGCCCAGACCACAUGGAAGGCCUGGAACUGGAGAUCAGAGGGCGACAUGCUGCUGAACGGCGCCUUCUUCACCCCGUCAGGGGCAGGCGCGUCGGCCAGCUACUCGCGCGCCUCCAGCCUCGGCGCCAAGUCCUCGUCCAUGGUGGCGACCAUCACAUCCGGCGCGGGCGCCCUGUCGUGCCACAAGGGCUCCUCCUGCUAGCACAGCGCCUCAACAACAGAAAAAGAUAUACUUACUAGAAGCUAAAGAAGCUACCGGAACAUGGAUCACGGUUACAGUUUUUCUUUUUCCCUUCCUUUUUUUGACGACGGCUACAUAUAUGGAAGCAAAAGCCGAAAGUUCACCAUUGGUCAACCUCCCCCUGCCGCCUCCCGCUGUCAAGAAACGCCCCCGGAGCAGCUAGCAGGCGAGAAGCGUUGCUGAUUCAUUCGUUGGUCGCUCGGUGUCCUAUUAGUCCCCUGAGUGUGCGUGUGUGUCUGUCUGUGUCUUAAGCUUUUUUUGUGCCAGAUGAUGAUGAUGAUGAUGCUGGCUCUUGUUGUUGUCAACUGAAAUACCGCUAGGAUUGUGUUACUGCAACAAGUGUGUGUGUGUGUGUGCGCCUGGAAGAUGGGCUGGCUGGUUAAAAUGGUACUACUGCUACUACUGUAAGAUACUACUAGUGCUCCUGAAUGAUGGCUUUUUAUCUGA